Molecule: messenger RNA, 2427 nt
Organism: Diplodia corticola
Lineage: Eukaryota; Fungi; Ascomycota; Dothideomycetes; Botryosphaeriales; Botryosphaeriaceae
Product: c6 zinc finger domain containing protein
Exons: 3
Coding region: 1-2427 (808 amino acids)
Biological process (GO): positive regulation of transcription by RNA polymerase II
Cellular component (GO): nucleus
Molecular function (GO): transcription cis-regulatory region binding; zinc ion binding; DNA-binding transcription factor activity, RNA polymerase II-specific
Source: RefSeq, a predicted model, not a curated record
AUGAGUCGCCGCCGCCCGCAGUGGACGCCGCUGCCCGUCGACGAUGCCGCGCCCCAAGAAGGACGGCGCGCCCGAGCCCAAGAGGCGGAGCCGGAAUGGCUGCUGGUGAAGCUCCGCGCUCGAAGACCGCCGUGCAAAGCCCGCAAGGUCAAAUGCGGCGAGGAGAAGCCGCGCUGCCUGAACUGCGAGCGCCAGGGCGAGACGUGCGACUACUCGAUCCGCCUCAACUGGGGCGGCCGCUCCAAGCGCUCGCUCGACGACGGCCAGCCCGCCAGUCCCGCCGUCCACUUUGACCACUUCUCUGCCUCGGGCCCGUCCGCCGCCAGCCAUGUCCGCUCGCGCUCGAGCACCGCCGCCGAGCCUGUGUCGUCCGCAGAGCCACAGGACCGCGCUACCGUGUCCAGCAGGCCUCCCGCCCAACACCACCAUCCGUACGGCCGCCAUGGCGGACCUGUGGCCCUGCGCCGCUUGUCCGCCGUGCCCGUCGACCCCCGCCUACAGCCUGUCCAAACACGCACGAGUGUCGACUAUCCCCCCCCUCCAGCUGCCGUCGACGGUCCCUACGGCACCACCGCUCUGGCCGACUUCGCGUCCGGCUCUCCCAUGCUGCCCCCGCUCCGGAUGAAUCCCCCAGCCAGCCCGCCCGCCGCCACCCCCCUCGAGCACCGUACGAAACGAGUGCGGCUGAGUCCGACUAACGACUCGCCGAAUGCAGCCCCUGGGACAGCAGACGCGCCAUCGCCGUACUCGAUGGCUCCCGCCACGCCCUAUGGCUCGUUUGUUGGAACACCGCUGACCCCGGGCUCCUCGGUUGCGUCCGACGAGAGCGCGCAGAAGUCUGGCCCGAGAACUUUGACCGCUCCGUACCAGCCGUCGCCCGACCCGCGCCGGCUGUCCGUGAGCGAUCUGCUCAUUGACGGCAGCCACAGCGGUCCUUCCGGGCGUGGACAGAGCUCCCAUUAUCCGAAUUCGGACGUCAAGUCUGAGACCACCACGUACGGAUACGAUAUCGGCCAGCCCGAUCUCGACAGCCCGCGAAACGACGAUAGCGGUGCCAUCGCACUUUUCAGUCCCCCGGUUUCCUACUGCGGCCCGAACUUUCUCUCGUCGGACGGUGCGGAUGAAUCGCAGGGACGGCAAAAGAGCAUUGCGUUCGAGGCCAAUGGCUACUACGCGAAACCCGUGCCCAUCAAGAUCCCCAAGACUUUCGAGCCACUUCCUUCUUUGCUUUUGGAGAACCCCAUGAAUCUGCUGUAUUUUCAUCAUUUUCUGAACCACACUGCUCGCAUCCUUGUCCCACAUGACUGCGAGCAGAAUCCUUUUCGCAACAUUCUGCCGCAGCUGGCUGUAACUGACGACGAUCUCCUGGGCCUUCUCCUAGCAUUCUCAGCAAGCCACAGGGCGCGCCUACUUUGCCACCCCGAGCCGGCAAAUCGGAUAGCUGUUUGGGUGCAAGAUGUGUUUCCCAGACUUCGGCGCGCUUUGGACAGCACCGAGCAGAUAUCCGAUUCGAACCUGUGCACCGCCAUUAUGCUCGCUUCAUUGGAGGUUAUAUCACCGAACGCCUUCGAGGUGCCGAUUUCCUGGCAAUCUCACCUCAAGUUGGCCCGCCAGAUGAUCAUCGCCCGCGGCGGCCUCCGGUCUUUGAACCGCGAGGACAAGGUUGCCUAUUUCCUCAGCCGGUGGUUCGCCUACCUUGAUGUCGUCGGCAGCCUUAGUGGCAGCAAGAACGACACCCCGCUCAAUUCGGGCUACCUUGCCGUCGGCGAAGAAGAGUGCAUCCGCGAUGGCCAGAUCGAUUGCCUCCUCGGCUUCACCAACCGCUUCGUUGGCUGCCUCGCGCGUAUCGCGGAACUAGCAAAACGCUGCGAGCCCCUCCGCAUCGAUGAAGCGAGCGGGUGCGUCCGCGAAGGCUGGCAACCGCCUGAAGAUGUCAUCGCUGCUGCAGAGCAGCUACGUAUCGACCUGCGAAACGGAUGCAAGGACGUCGUGUACAAGGGCUGCACGCAUGGCGAUCGAUCGGUCACCAGCUUGCGCCCGGAGGAAGCCAAGGAACCUCCCUGGGACGAGUCGGAAAUAUACGCGAGCAAUGAAGCAUUUCACUGGGCGGGGCUGCUCCACCUUCUACGCCGCGUUCUUGGGCGGCCGCCGUCCGACGGUGAAGUUCAGAAGGCAGUACGCGAGAUCCUAAAGGCGCUUCAGCGGGUACGGCCAGACGGCAGUGCUGGGGCGUGCUUGCUUUUCCCCAUGUUUUCCGCCGGGUGUGACGCGCAAGAGGAGGGCCAGCGCGAAACCAUCUUGGAGAGGCUCAACGCCGUGGAAGGAUUCGGGAUGAGUCAGGUGCAGAGGGCAAGAGAGUUGGUUGAGAGGGUCUGGAGCUCUGGGAGGCCGUGGGAGUGCGAGGUCAGAGGGGAGUUCUUUGGGUGA